This is a messenger RNA of Branchiostoma floridae (Florida lancelet), 1428 nucleotides long. Its product is annotated as UV radiation resistance-associated protein-like. The record is from RefSeq and is a predicted model, not a curated record. NCBI's taxonomy places the organism in Eukaryota, Metazoa, Chordata, Leptocardii, Amphioxiformes, Branchiostomatidae. Gene Ontology annotation, cellular component: endosome; phosphatidylinositol 3-kinase complex, class III, type II; lytic vacuole. The transcript has 13 exons. Gene Ontology annotation, molecular function: SNARE binding. The coding region runs from base 169 to 1428 and encodes 419 amino acids. Gene Ontology annotation, biological process: SNARE complex assembly.
AGUCUUGCGAGAUUUCGCUUGACGCAUGCUCAUUCCAGCCAACCAAGAUGGCGGCGGUUCGCUGAGAGGAGAGAUCGGAAGGAAACAGCGACCGGAGCACAGUUUUCUCGCUGAUUCUCGCCAGUUUGCCGAGUUUUCUUGGCUCCUCCGGGAGGAUACAGAAGGAGGAUGGCGACAAGGGACGCUAGAUACCGCGUCAUCCACCCAGAUCAUAGCUUACAGCAGAGGAGACUGAGACAUCUGCGGAGCGUAUCUGCCAGGAACAUCGUUGCUCCCCCUCAGUCCGCCCACGGAUGGCGGGGACGUUUGUUAGACACAUAUUUCACCCUGUGUACCACCUGCGACCAGGGACCCAACAAUAGAGAAUUUUAUAGAAGUGAAGUUAUCAGAAAAUCUUUGAAUCCUAUCUGGAAGAGUUUUGAGUUGAGAAGUCUACAAGAUGGAAUUGACACAUCCAUUACUUCCUUUAUAGUCCAGCUCUGGGGAGGUACAGAGGAGAAGUACAGUCUGCUGAUUGAGUGGAAAGUUAACUUAGGGGGUCUCAGGUACAUUGGGCCACACGUGACCCAGGAUGGACAUGGACAGUCCCCUAACACCAUCAUCUUUGGCAUGUUUGAGGGCUACUAUACAGCACCCGACCAUAACAUGGAGAGAAGCCAGGAGAACCAGGCCAACGCUUCCCGCCAGAGGGCGCUACAGCAGGACCACCUGUCCCCGCGACAGUCGUACAACGGGUUCUCGCUGCUGCGGGUCCACACCACCCAGCGCGCCAUCAAGCAGACGCAGAUGGCCGUCAGUCGGAUACAGGAGGCUAUCGAUGACAGGAUGGAGCAGCAGAGGAUCAAGGCUCAGCUGGAUCCUAAGAUGGUAUCUGAGCGUGAGACCCUUCGGCUGCGGGUGGCCCUGCUGCACGAGGAGCUGCGCAAACAGACCACCAGUCUGCAGAUGGAACAGGAGACAAGCAAGAACGAGAGGAAGACACGCCAGCAGAGAGAAUCCGAGCUGGAGAUGAAGAGAGAAGGUCUGGCUCAGGCUAAGCUGGACCUGGGGGAGAGGAUGAAGGGGCACAUAGAGAAGAGGUUGUUCACUCCAGGCAUCUCCCAGAUUGGUCAAGAAAGUGGCAAUGUCGGUAUGAACUGCAGUCUCACCGUGGAUCCUCACACCCAUCUGCAGUGCCUGUUCAAGGAAGCAGAUUGCUCUAUUAUGAUCACCUUGGCAUAUUGCCUGUUCAUGGUAGCCAACUGCUUUCCUGUGAUCACCCAGUUCACUCCAGGCAUCUCCCAGAUUGGUCAAGAAAGUGGCAAUGUCGGUAUGAACUGCAGUCUCACCAUGGAUCCUAACACCCAUCUCCAGUGCCUGGUCAAGGAAGCUGAUUGCUCUACUUUGAUCACCAUGGCAGAUGUAAGCAAUCCCCAGGAUGUGAAGUGA